Molecule: messenger RNA, 3835 nt
Organism: Petromyzon marinus (sea lamprey)
Lineage: Eukaryota; Metazoa; Chordata; Hyperoartia; Petromyzontiformes; Petromyzontidae
Product: rho GTPase-activating protein 18-like
Biological process (GO): regulation of actin filament polymerization; signal transduction; regulation of small GTPase mediated signal transduction
Cellular component (GO): cytoplasm
Molecular function (GO): GTPase activator activity
Source: RefSeq, a predicted model, not a curated record
CUCGUUCCCCCGUCAGUUUGAUCUGACGGGCUAUGAACAGUGGCUGGCGAGCUCUGUCCCGCUUCUAGAUCCGCUCAGACGGACACUGAUAACGCGUUAUCAGCCGAGGGUCGCUCAGUUCAGCAACAGUAGCAGCAGUAUAGCGAUUAUUGCUGGCAAAGUAGAGCGGUGGUCGCGCACAUGUUAGCUCAGAUGAGCGAGUGAAGCGAAGUGCCGAAGACCGGGACGCGACACCUGGGACGUGAAGGCAGAGUGCAGGCCGUAGCUGCUGUGAUGGAGUCGAGUGGAUAAAUCUGACGGAGCUCAUCCCUCAAAGACGACUCGAGGACCGAGAGACGCUCAGGAGUCUACCUCGGCGGUCUCGGGGUGUGGUGAAGCACUCAUACAUGCGAGUCGGCGCCGGUCUGCGCUCACCUGCUCCUGCAGGAGACUCACCUGUGGACUCACCUGUGGACUCACCUGUGGACUCACCUGUGGACUCACCUGUGGACUCACCUGUGGACUCACCUGUGGACUCACCUGUGGACUCACCUGUGGACUCACCUGUGGACUCACCUGUGGACUCACCUGUGGACUCACCUGUGGACUCCGCCGCCCGCAAGCAGCAUGGAAUAUCGCAGGAAGCAGAAGCAGCAGGGCAUCGUUCUCAUGGCCUACAGGCGCAAGAACGACGGCGAGAGCAGCUCCCUUAGCCACAGGGACUCGACGCACAGGAGUGACGCUCACAAUUCCGCCGAGCGUGCCCCCGUCCGCCGGCUCUCCGCUGCUCCUGGUCGCGUGUCGCAGUCCCCCAACGAGGGGGCCCCCUUAUCCGGGAUCCGUCGGACCCCGACCCUCAACCUCCCGUUCCGGGGCCCCCCGAUCUCCCGUUUGGCCACCAACGGCUACUACGCCUCGCCGCACGCGGCCACCACGGACCGCUCCUCCUUCUCCUCCUCUUCAGAGAAAGGCGAUUCCAACGGGGACCCUACCCCGGAUUCCGGAGUCUCGUCCCCGCGAGGAUCUCACGACGCCGACUCCAACGACGACGUCAUCGACCUGUGCGCCGCGUCCCCCGAGCUGGCUCCGAGAUCAUUGAGGGCCCCCGGGGAAGGCCCCGGCCAGCCGGACCGGCCACCCUCCGUUGCGGAGGACGAGGAGAAGGGCGGCUUGGACAGCCAGGAGAACGGGAUGAUGAUGACGACGAUGAUGAAGAUGUCGUCGUUGAGGAUGAUGCGGAGGAACGGAGGAGGAGCCGGCUCUUCGCUGGACCUGAGCGCCAGCGUGGGCAGCGGCAGCGACGGCGGGAGGAGGAGGCCGUCGCCCAGCCUCAGCCUGAGCCAGAGCAGCGAAACGUCGGGCCUCGAUUCGUGGGCCUCACAGGAGUCGCUCGACGACUCGCAGGAGGACCUCUUCCAGCGCGAGGUGAACAAGAUUCGGCGCGGCAGUGAGGAUUUCACGUUGGUGGAGAUCAAGACGCCGGACGAGAACGAGCAGGAGGCCGACUGGCUGAAGGAGACCGGAUUCCUGACCCAGGGGGAGCGGCCGCGGAGGUCGAGCCGCAAGGGCCGCACCGGAGCGGGCGACGGCGGCGGCGACGACGACACUGCCGGGGACGAGCUGGGGCUGGUGGAAUCGGACGAGGACGAGGAGUCGCACCGCGAGGAGCUGAUGUCCACCCUGAGCGUUGCGCAGAGGAUCACCGUGCAGAAGCGCAUGAACAACUUCACGCAGUCGACCCGGGCGCCCGACAAGAAGGGCCCACGUGACGUGCGCGACGUGUUCCUGAGCGCCGUCGAGGCGAUGAGCUCUGAUCCCCAGGAGAGGAACCCCCUCACGAUACCCGAGCUGGCCAUCGUGAGUCCGUCGGGAAUGCUGAGCGCUUUCAAGCCGCGCGCGUCGCACUACAGCGUCAAGGACGCGGAAGAGCGCCAGGCCGGCUCGGAGCGGCCCCCCCCGCCCGAGAGGCGUGAACCCCACAGGGCCCCCGACCUCGGCCUCUUCCGCACGGACAUCGCCUACUCGGAGCAGGGGAAUGCCUCCCAUGACGGCCCCCCCCCAGAACUUACCCCGGGCACCAGGCUGCCCGAGUUCUGUCUGAGCCAGGACUGGCUGGGCGCCACGCGCCCGGACGCGCUCUCCCCACGUGACCUCACGCGCAUGCGGCGCGUGGCGCUCAUCGAGCUCACGGCGCUGUUCGACAGCCUCAGCCUGCAGCUCAAGCGAUGCAGGGCGGCCAAGACCAAGCGCGGAGACCAAGCCGUGUUCGGGGUGUCCCUCGCCGAGCUCCUGGAGCAGGACCGGAGGAGAGAGGAAGGCAUCUGCGUGCCGCGAAUCAUGGAACAGCUGAUCCAGCACCUGGAGAAGCAGGGACUCGACCAGGACGGGAUCCUGCGCGUGUCGGGCAACGCGGCGAGGGUGAAGGCUGCGCGCAAGCAGUUGGACAAUCCGCUGACUCGGGACUCGUUCGCGUGGGGGCAGCUGAGCUCUGCGGAUGCAGCGGCGCUGCUGAAGAUGUUCGUGCGGGAGCUGCCGACCCCACUGCUUACAGUGGAGUACAUGAUCGCCUUCGCCACCGUCACCAAAAUCAACUCGACGAGACAGAGAAUUCAGGCGCUCAACCUGCUCGUGCUGCUGCUGCCCGACGCCAACAGGGACACGCUGGAGGCGCUGCUGCUGCUACUGGGCAAGGUGGUGUCGAGGGAGCAGCAGAACCGCAUGGGGCUGGGCAACGUCGCCAAGAUCAUGGCCCCCAACCUCUUCAUGCCCAAGGGGCUACGCGGCAUGGGCCGGGAGUGGGCGCAGAUGCAGGCGCACGCCGAUACGGCGGACGUGGUGGCCUUCCUCGUCAACUACCGCCACAUCAUCUGGACGGUCCCCGCGUUCCUGCUGCGCCAGGUGAGGGAGCAGAACGAGCUGAGGCAGCGGCAUCGUCAGAAGGAGCACGGGGCCAACGCGGGGGGGCUCAGGUUCCUGAGACGCAUCCAGGGGGGUCGAGAGGGUUCAGCACUACGGACAAAUCCCGCACAGCCGACGGGCGUGAUCACGGUGAGAGGCGACGGGUGGCUUCGCGUGCCCGAGCUGGCCGUGGACCUGGUCCGUGGCACCACGGUGGGCGACGUCCUCGUCUGCUUCGAGCAGCACGUCCUGCGCCAAAGAAGAGAGCUGCACGUCAAGAGCUCGUUCCUCGACGAGUGCUGCCUCUGCGAGACGAAGGGCAACAUCGACGAGCGGGUUUCUGGCCAACGGGGCGCGCAUGAUGGAGCUGUGCGCCGUGAACAGGAACGCGGAAUGGAUCGUCAAGCGCCGACUGAAACGGGUCUCAGCCUAGCGUGGGUCAGAUCGGCCGGGUGGGACUGGAGCCCAAGGGACGUGCGAUUGAACCCAGACCUCUGCUUACACCGAGAAUUGGGGGGCGGGGCAGUGACAUCCAUUGUUACGCUGCGCUUCUAUGCUCCCCGCCACUGCUCCCAUACACCAACCCGAACUGACCAACGUGUUGACAUCUGGUCAGAUAACCCCCACGAGCUGCAAUGCGUGGGGAGGCCGUCAUCCAGCAGUGGCAAAGAGCUGCGUGUGUGCGGCAUAUAGACUCCAAUUCUCGACAGAGCCUUGCGGACAGUUAGCAAGCAGCUAUGAAGGUCGGGAUGACAGUGGCGGAGUGGUGCGACCAACACUGUAGGCCGAGCCUAUCUGGAUGAAGGCCAGCACAGGUCCAGAUCACGUGUUCUCACUGAUGUCGCCAGGAAUCGAACUCAGGUGACCGGGUUCACAGCGCAGUGCGCUGCCCAAAGUGUAUCCACACACCGUGAACAAAGACAAAGACACACAGACACACACACAGGCACACAGACAC